ACGCCGUGCAUAGGGAACAGCCGAGCGCCUGCCGGGAACAGCCUCAAGCCACGGCCAGCGAUCAGUCUCUCUCGGGACGUCGGUCGAGUAACGUUUAACCCUUUGCUCGACGUGUGGUUGGUUGACAAGGCAGCAUGAAGAUUCUACCAGCACUCCUUUUUGUGGCUCUUGUGACACCCAGUCAACAAAUGAAGGCCACCCUAAGACAAGGAGAGAUCUCGGGUACGGAGGAAACGGAUGAAAAAGGCAAUAUUUAUCAUGCAUUCAGGAACAUACCCUAUGCCCAGCCUCCCACGGGUGAUCUCAGGUUCAAAGACCCAGUGCCAGCCAAGGGGUGGGAAGGGGUCAGGGACGGCAGCCUGACCCCGCCCCUUUGCCCCCAAGUCGACCUCCCUCUUUACCACGCCGGGAAGAAGGUCAUUCGAGGUCAGGAAGACUGUCUCUACCUCAAUGUGUUUACGCCAGAGGGCCCGCAUACAAAACUUCCAGUCAUGGUAUGGAUACACGAGGGAGCCUUCCUGGUGGGCGGGGUUUCUCAGCUUUCGCCCCGCCCACUCGUGUCCAGGGGCGUGGUUCUGGUUACUCUGCACUAUCGGCUGGGCACUUUAGGAUUCAUAUCAACGGGGGACUCGGUGCUUCCCGGAAACCUAGGACUCAAGGAUCAGACCCUGGCCCUCCGUUGGGUCAAGGACAACAUCCAUGACCUCGGCGGCGACCCAGAAAAGGUCACGAUCUUCGGAGUAAGUUCUGGGGCAUCUUCAGCACACUUCCAGGUCCUCACGCCCUAUGCCAAAGGUCUUUUCCACCGGGCUAUCCUGCAGUCUGGGACAGGACUCUGCUCCUGGAGUUCACGCACCGAUCAUAGGGAGGUCGCGGUGAAAGUAGGUCAGCUGUUGAACUGUUCAGAAGCAGGGUCGACAGCCGAGGAUCUGGACAGCAGGGCCCUCCUCGCCUGCCUUCAGAAAGCGCCCCUGGAGGAGCUGGUCUCCGUUCCCCAGGCCUUCACGAUCUGGUCAAAUGAGCCCAUAGUGAUGGUGCCUCGUGUGGAUGGUGACUUUAUACCCGAUUUCCCGGCGACUUUGCUCAAGAACAAUCGAUAUAAUAAGGUUGAUCUUAUUGCAGGCGUCACAGCACACGAGGGAGCUUUUGUUACAAAGUUUGUGUACGCGAGGAAGGCCCUAAGAGAAUCCCUCGUGACCAACUUCACAACAGUGGGUCCUCUCGUCAUGAAUUUCAGGGGCGGGGACGAAGAACCGCUGUAUCUCGCUCGUAGGGUCUUUUUCCAUUACCUGGGAGACAUUGAGGUCACUGAGGAGAACGCCGAUUCUGUAACCGAGCUGUUCAGUGACCGCCUGUUCAAAACGUGCAUCGAAGACACAUUGAAAGCUCACCUCGAUACAGCAGACCCGACUUCGAAAGCUUUCUUCUACACGUUAACUCAUCGGGGUCAGAAGGGGUUUCUUGACAUGCUAAAGCUCCCCGUUGGAAAACGUUGGGUGAGUCACACGGAUGAUAAACAGUAUCUCUGGGACGACUCUCUACAGCAUCCAGCCGACCAGAUGGUACAGCAUCUAAUGACCAGGAUGUGGACGGCUUUCGCAAACACGGGGAACCCGACGCCAGACUCGUCCUUGGGCUUCAAGUGGCAGCCUGUGUCGAGGUCUUCCUUGGCCUUCCUCGAGAUCCAGCCCGCGGCAGACAUGGCGCCGGAUGGAAGAGAGCGGGUGCGGGCGUUUUGGGCAGACCUUCCCACGAGACAGAAUAAGAUCCUGUACCCUGAGAGGUUCUUGUCGCCAAGCCGUCCCAGCUGCUGAGACCUCGAGACUGCCGCUAGAAAACAUCUAUUUGGAAACCACUUGUCUCUUGUCUAAUGUUUUGAAAUCAUUUGUCUCUUGUCUAAUGUUUGGAAACAUUGUCAUCUUCCAAAAAUUCUGAUGUUUGGAAACCCACUUGUCUCUUGAAACCAUCUGCCAUUUGAAAACCACUUGUCUCAAUGUACCUCUUGAAUAUGUUGCUCAUAA
This is a messenger RNA of Penaeus monodon (black tiger shrimp), 2021 nucleotides long. Its product is annotated as venom carboxylesterase-6-like. Bases 135 to 1814 code for a protein of 559 amino acids. NCBI's taxonomy places the organism in Eukaryota, Metazoa, Arthropoda, Malacostraca, Decapoda, Penaeidae. The record is from RefSeq and is a predicted model, not a curated record. The transcript has 12 exons.